AUGCGAUCUUCGUCAUUUCAGGAUGGAUAUGAAUUUUUUGCGAAUCGUUUGUUGGUGACAAUCUUCUCGGCACCAAACUAUUGUGGUACGUUCAACAAUGCGGGUGCGGUGAUGACAGUCGAUGAGUCGUGUCGAUGUGCGUUCGUUACGUUGAUGCCGUUAGCGGAUCCACCGAUUCGAGUCAGUCGAAAUCGUAAUGAAAUCGAUAUUGAUGAAGCACUCGAAAAAGCACUGGAGGACUUGUGA
This is a messenger RNA of Anisakis simplex (herring worm), 246 nucleotides long. Lineage: Eukaryota; Metazoa; Nematoda; Chromadorea; Rhabditida; Anisakidae. The record is from the annotation of a GenBank genome assembly.